Messenger RNA from Acanthosepion pharaonis, 1191 nucleotides. Lineage: Eukaryota; Metazoa; Mollusca; Cephalopoda; Sepiida; Sepiidae. The record is from the annotation of a GenBank genome assembly.
AUGGGUUGCGAUGGUGGUACCAUACCAAGAAGAGAUGAAUUGGUAAGAACAAAGAAGAAACCUGAACAGAAAGACAAAAUGGCUGAUUUGGUGGCCAAAUGGAAACACUGUGCCAUCAGCCAAGAAACUUUAAGAACACCAGUUAUGGGCUGUGAACUUGGCAAGUUGUAUAACAAAGAAUCUGUACUUGAAUUUCUCCUUGACAGAAACAAAUUUGAAUGUGCACAUAAUUUUAAGCAUUUAAGAGGCCUUAAGGAUUUGAAAGAACUCAACUUGACAGUGAAUCCCAGUGAAACCCGGAAACAGGCAGAAAAAGGAGAUGCUUACAUUGAUUCUUUGACUGCCAAUUACAUUUGCCCAGUUGUUGGGGUUGAAAUGAAUGGUAUGUUCAGAUUUUGUUUUGUGUGGAGAUGUGGCUGUGUGAUGUCAGAGCGGGCUCUAAAAGAAAUCAAGUUAGAUAUUUGUCACAAGUGUGGUCAAAAGACAAAAGCUGAUGACAUUGUAAUAAUCAAUGGUACAGAAGAAGAUAUUCAAUUGAUGACAGAAAGAAUGAACAAACGCAGAGAAGCUGCAAAACUUGAAAAGAAAGCCAAGAAGGCUGAAAAAAAGAAGUCUGACAUGUCUACUUCAGAGGAUGCUGGUUGUAGUGGCAGCAAAUUACCUUGUCUCUCCAAUGGAAUCAGUGUAAAUGGUUCUGGAAAAUCCAAAUUAAUCAAUGGCUCCAAAAAAUGUGAUUCUACCAAUACUUCUACAGCUGUUGCAUCAGGCAGUGGCACAAGUUCCAGCAUGAAAACUCUUUCUAAAGAAAAGACAUUGACCGCACUUCAGAAGGAUCCGAAAAGCAGCAAUGUUUAUAAUAUCUAUCUCUUAGUCUGUUCUCACCUAUCUAUCAAUUUAUCUAUUUAUCUUAUUGUUUGCAUCUAUCUAUCAUUCUGUUCACAUCUAUCUAUUUAUCAUUCUGUUUCCAUCUAUCUCUUAUUAUGUCACAUCAUCUAUCUAUUACUCUGUUCACAUAUCUAUUAUUCUGUUCACAUCUAUUUUAUUUUGUUCACAUCUAUCUAUUAUUCUGUUCACAUCUAUUUUAUUCUGUUCACAUCUAUCAUUGUGUUCACAUCUAUCUCUUAUGUCAUUAUCUAUCUAUCAUUCUGUUCACAUUUAUCUAUUUCUUAUUAUGUCGCAUUUAUCUAUUGA